Molecule: messenger RNA, 504 nt
Organism: Lathyrus oleraceus (garden pea)
Lineage: Eukaryota; Viridiplantae; Streptophyta; Magnoliopsida; Fabales; Fabaceae
Exons: 1
Coding region: 1-504 (167 amino acids)
Source: RefSeq, a predicted model, not a curated record
AUGGCACCUUUUGAAGUCUUGUAUGGUCAAAGGUGUGGGACACCUUUGUGUUUGCAUGAAUCUGGUGAGAGUGUAGUGCUUGGACCUGAUAUUGUCCAACUGACUACUGAGAAGGUGAAGCUGAUUCAGGAGAAGAUGAAAGCUUCGCAGAGUAGGCAGAAAAUCUACCAUGAUCAGAGGAGAAAGAAUCUUGAGUUUCAAGAGGGAAACUAUGUAUUCUUGAGAGUCACUCUGGUGACCAGUGUAGGACGGGCUUUGAAGUCGAGGAAGCUCACUCCUUGGUUUAUUGGUCCGUAUCAGAUAUCCGAGCGAGUUGGACCUGUUGCUUAUAGAGUGUCGUUGCCACCGAAUUUGUCAAAUCUGCAUGAUGUGCUCCAUGUUUCACAACUUCGGAAGUAUGUUCUAGAUCCGCCGCAUAUGAUUCUGAUGGAUGAUGUUCAGGUGAGGGAUAACCUUAUAGUUGAGGCUCUGCCUGUAAGGAUUGAUGAUCGAGAACUGAAAUAG